Molecule: messenger RNA, 2928 nt
Organism: Patella vulgata (common limpet)
Lineage: Eukaryota; Metazoa; Mollusca; Gastropoda; Patellidae
Exons: 10
Coding region: 229-2049 (606 amino acids)
Source: RefSeq, a predicted model, not a curated record
CUCACAGAAGUAAUAUUUUCCUAUAAAUGGAUAGACGGUAUUAACAAUGCCAGUGCUAUUGUUGGUUGUCGAGCCCAGUUACACUGGGAGUUAUUCGGCGACUAUCAAUCCGUUUCCAUUUACAAGAUUUCAGGAAACGGUAUUGAAUACAACUUGACCAAUAGUAACAGGUACCAUAUAGAAGGACAUCAAGUUCACAGAAUCAGUGUAACCAUUGACAACAUUACAAUGAAUGAUGCUGGUACAUAUAGAUGUCGGGAUAAUGAUAUAACUGAUAAAUGGGCAGACUUAUACCUAACAGUCAAAGAUAAGCUAUGGAAGUAUAGCCCAUCAGUUGUUAGAGCAUGUGUUGGAGAUGAUGUAUCAAUGACGUGGGAGUAUUUUGUUAUUGAUAUUGAUCAACAUAAUAUAUCAGUUUAUAAACAAUCACUUGGAACUACCGAUUUCUAUGCUGAUCAAGGUAAAUGGGAAAAUGGGAUGCUAAUUGUUAAAGGAGACGACCCAAGAAUGAAGUUCAAUAUAACGGAGAGUGAUGAUGGUAGUACAGAAGUAGUGAUGUUAACCAUACAUAACACAAGUAUUGAAGAUUUUAACUUUAUUUAUAACAUGAAAAUACAAUUUAACCACAACUGUGUCAGGUAUGCUGAACCGGUUUCGCUUGUUGAAGCACCGCGUGUUAGUAGUUUAAAGACUGAACUGGCAGGGCGACCAUCAGAAAAUGUUACAUUUGUAUGGACCUAUCGAUAUAGCGCCGUAGCAACAAGCACCAUCUUUAAUAUAUACAAUGAAUUACGUGGACAGGUCCGAAUUGGAUAUUGGACUAAAAACAGAUUUGAAUCAAAUAUAGGAGAAAACCGAUUGCUAUUCGGAAAACUUGCAGUGUUUGGCGGAGAAAAUAUUAUUCUAACCAUAUUAAAGACGGUUGAUGAUGAUUUUAAUACUAUAUAUGGCUGUAAUAUUACAUUUAGUGAUGGACUCUCGGGUUAUAAUGAGACUAAGCUAAUUUUUACUCAAGAUGUAGGACCCAGAAUGAAAGUUCCUCACAACCAGCAAAUGCAUGGCAAAAUAGGCAACAUGAUAACAUUAGUAUUUACAUAUUACUACAGCUUUCCAGCAAUAGGCAUUAACAUCAGCCGUUCAAAUAGCUCCGGAUUUAAAUAUGAACCUGGAGAAGUUAAUUGGAAAAAUGUAUAUUCAGUUAUAGAUGACGGCAGACUGAUCUUUCAUAACCGUUCUAUAUUAGGUGGAGGACAUAUAUCUCUCAUUAUACUGAAUACAACUAUACAAGAUUAUGAUGCUAUCUAUAAGUGUGAAGUUAUAUUUACCAAUAACAAGGUUGUUUCUGCAAUGAUUGAAUUAAUUCUACAAUCUGACACAGUCAUGCCCGAAAAAGAGAAGACGACGACCUUUGAAAGAAGUCUGAUGAUAGCGUCGUUGAUACUUAUAUUAUUAACAUGUUUCAUAAUAGGAAUUGUUGUUCAUAGUCGUAAGCGUAAAUCACGUAUAUCAGCGAUACCUGGGCCUGCCGGUAAUACCACAAGUGAUAGCAAUCAUUCCUACAUUUCAAUGCACAGCGCGGUUGUAUUCAAUGCCAACCGGCGAUCUACUGCAACUCCUACUGAAUCUACUUCAUCUAACGAUACGGAUGCGUAUACCAAUCCUUACGAGCCUAUCAACAGAGGUGGUAUUGAUACCACCAAGAACUUUUAUAUGCCACUACAGAAUUCCGGAACUUGUGAAAUUGACCAAAGUGAUGUUGUCCAAGAAACCAAUGUUGAUGGCAAUUCGGUUACCAAUAUAGAAGAUGUCCAGAUAGCCGAUAAUGAUGGUGAUACAUCGACACAUGACACAGUCGAUGAUGAUGAUACAUCGACUCAUACCUUUAAUCUAUACGAUGCUCUGAACGGAUGUACCGUGAACAAUGAAGUACACAGUUAUAUGUCGCUUCCACCAUGUACCAGAACAGAGUAUGGGAAGAAUGACCUUUCCCCCAAUUCCAGUUUAGUAGAUGACAUAAUGCUUGUGAAAAAAAGACCAUCAACCAUUUAGAUUCGAUUCGGGCAUGUAAGGACUCUCAAAUUAAAUCAAACUGUAUGCAUUUAUUAAGACCAUCCUUAGUUUGAUUAAUUAUUUGUUAAUAUUAUUUUGAUUUUACAUCUGACAUCCGGCUGCCCAAACGUUAAUACCCAGCUGAAUAGGGCCAGGUUACCAAGCGAGAGUUUAUAUAGCAGUGGACUCUUCUUGAUCUGAUAUAUAAUUUUGUUGUCUCUUUCUUGCAAUGUCUGAGCAUAUUGUACAUCGUGUCGCGGGGUUGUCUUUCGUAUUGUGUAUGUGUGGUGCGUUCUGUCUGUACUUACUGUUAGGUGUCAGAAGAUUUGGUAGCUUUUACAAAUUACUACAUUACAGUUGUAUCAUUAUGUACACCAUGUGUACGAGAUGUCAUAUAGGCUAUACCUGUUCCAGAAUCAUUUUCAAUUUGUACACGCCCACAUUUCAGUGUGGGCGUAUUAUGUCACCACCAUGGCCCUUCGUCCGUCAACAAAUCGCUGGUGAACGCGGUCGAGGCUUGCGUUUUACACGGAUUCUUUUUUAGUAUGAAGCAUCAUGUCUAUGAAAGAUGCAAUAGUUUUCGACAGAUUCUUUGAAAAUUUAGUACGAAUCAUUUGGGUCAAGAGAGGACAAACCCUAUCUAUAUUCAGUGUUCCGUGACUUUCUGUUUCGGAGUUAUUCUUCCUUUACCCGAAUAGUUUUGUGAACUCGAUAAAGAAUACAUUUUGUAAUAUUUCUUUUUAAAAUGUGAUUUAAAGCAUUACGGUCAUGAAAGGACGAAUCGUAUCUACUUCCAGCUUUCCACGGUGUUCCGUUCGGUAAUUAUCUCCCCUUUGCCUAAAACCUUAACGUGAUUUAGGUUAGUUUUUAACAGAUUGU